GGAAAGCCGAGCCGAGCAGGCGGGGAGGACUGGCGAGCUACGGGGCCUCUCAGGAAGGAAGCCCCUGGAGGAGCUCCAGAGGAAAGGUCUCCCUCUCGCCGGGGAGGCUUGCCACCCCGGCUCCCCCCCUCUCUCACCACGGGCCGUUAUUUCCUUGCUGCAGGAAGAAGGGAAGGAAGUUUGGCGGGGAGGAGCCGCCUCCGCUGUCGUCUCCCGUGCUGAGAGUUGCCGAGGAGGCCGCAGCAGCAACAGAAGCAGCCGCCCUACUUAGAGCUGGACAGCGAUUUCUCGCCGUCCCCGCUUUAAUUGUUGUUAUGGCAAUGCAAGUUUUGGGGCAAUCUGGUGGCAGCAGCCUAUUUUCUAGCAAUACUAACCUUAACAUGGCACUGUCAAAUGACAUGUAUGACUUUUCUGAACUUUCCAAAGCUGAAUUGGCAGCACCUCAACUUAUUAUGCUGGCGAAUGUGGCUCUGACAGGAGAAGUUAAUGGCAACUGUUGUGAUUAUAUGGUUGGUGAAGAGAGGCAAAUGGCUGAACUGACAACGGUGGGUAACACCAAUUUUUCAGACAGUGAUGGAGAAGGAAUAGAUGAUUCACAAGAAACAGAGAAUGAUUCUGAAGGAAUAGAAGAUAUGGAUAUAGAGGAUCACAAUGCGGAAACAACUGGACUAUCAGAGUCUACAAUUCCUCACUCUUGUAAUCAAGAAAAAGUCUUUUCAUUGGAAGCACCAGAUGCUCAGGAGAGCGUAGAUGACAAAUGUAAGGGUUUGAAGAACAAACCAUUUCGUUGCAAGCCAUGCCAGUAUGAGGCAGAGUCUGAGAAAGAGUUUGUCCAUCAUAUUCGGGUACACAGUGCCAAGAGAUUCAUUGUAGAAGAAAAAGCUGAGAAACAUGGCCAGGUUAAAGAAACUGACUCUAGCAUUACAGAGGAGGUUGACUUUUCUAAGGGGCCUAUAAGAUGUGAUCGCUGUGGCUAUAACACUAACAGAUAUGAUCAUUAUGUGGCUCACUUGAAGCACCACAACAAAGCAGGAGAAAAUGAAAGAGUCUACAAAUGCACUAUCUGUACAUAUACAACAGUCAGUGAAUAUCAUUGGAAAAAGCACCUAAGAAACCAUUUUCCACGAAAAGUAUAUACAUGCUCACAGUGCUCCUACUUUUCAGAUCGGAAGAAUAACUACGUGCAGCAUAUUCGAACUCAUACAGGCGAGCGUCCCUAUCGAUGUUCUAUGUGUCCUUAUUCGAGUUCUCAGAAGACUCAUUUAACGAGACAUAUGCGUACUCAUUCAGGUGAGAAGCCAUUCAAAUGUGAACAGUGCUGCUAUGUGGCAUCAAACCAGCAUGAAGUGACUCGACACGCAAGGCAGGUUCAUGAUGGGCCCAAACCAUUGGCUUGUCCCCACUGUGAUUACAAAACAGCUGACAGAAGCAAUUUCAAGAAGCAUGUGGAACUCCAUGUCAGUCCUCGUCAGUUCCUCUGCCCAGUUUGUGAAUAUGCUGCAUCUAAGAAAUGUAAUUUGCAAUAUCACAUCAAAUCCAGGCACCCAGACUGCUGUGAUAUCACAAUGGAUGUCUCAAAAGUAAGAUUAAGAACUAAAAAGAACGAAGUUAACACUUCUGAGAACAUUAACACUGAGAGUAAACUAGAACAAGAACAAACAAAGAAAGAGUUGAUUGAAAAGAAAAAUGAGAGAGUUGUAAAGGAAGAGAAGAAAGAGAGUUUGUCAAAAGACAAGAAACCAACUAGUAGUGCGAGUGUAGGCCAGAUCACAACAAGAAGCCGCAAAAUAGUUGGUGAAAGAAAGGAAGAAAAUGUGAAAAUUGAAAAAACUAAUAAAACUAAGAAGGCAAAAAGAAAAGCAGAGAAUAGCUCUAUUUCAUUGACAAAAGAUUUAUCAACAGAUAUUGAUGUAAUAGUGAAAAAGAAAAAGAAAACUGAAAAACUAUCACCCAAGAGUCAGGGUGAAAGCAAAUUGGAGGUGACCAAAAAGUCAAAUUCUUGCCUUAAGAAAAACAAAAAAAAGAAAUAUUUGAAGAAUAAAACUGCUAAGAACAAUAACAGUUCCCAUAACAAAAAGAGCUCAGAUGAAGCUUCUGUUCAUAAAGAAUGUUUUCUUAUCCAUGAAAGACAAAGGAAGACAUCUGAUACUGCUAGUGAGCAGGAACCUGUGCUUCUCAUUGAUGGAGAAAAUCAAUUUGCACCUGAAAAUGACAUACAUCAAGAGCUACAUGAACAGCAGGUAAACACAAAUAUGAAAAACCAAGAAAUAUGUAUAGGACAAGAGGAGAUUGCAAAAGAUGUUUCAGAGAAUAACACUGAAACAGUACUGGCAGUUAUGCCUGGGACCAGCUCUGUGGAUUCAAAUACCACCAUGGAAAAAGAAGCAACGGACAUUUUACCAGAUUUAUGCCAAGAUAUUCCAAUGGCACAAACCUGUGAGAUGGAAAGUGUGACUGAUCCAGAUUUAGUACAAGAAAUACGGUCAGUGCAAACAGGUGACAAAGAGAUAAUGAGUAAAGCACAUCAAGAAGAUGUUUGUUCUACAAAACAAUUACAGGAUGAAGACCCAGCAGGAGCUCAACCUCGCCAAAAUCCAGAAAAACUUGAACACAAUACUGGAGCAGAUUUGGCUUCAUCAUCACCAAGUAGCACAAUAGUGAAUGAAAAUCAGGAUGUGGAAGAGGAUGAAGGUAUCCAUAGUCAUGAUGGCAGCGAUAUAAGUGACAACAUAUCAGAAGGCAGUGAUGAUUCUGGAUUAAAUGGUGCUCGGACGGCCCAAGAAAAAACAGGUCAGAAAUCAUCCCAAGAAGUAACAGAGGCUAAGCCUACAAAGGAGAACUAUGUGUGUAUAUUUUGUGACCGGUCAUUUAAAAAAAAGGGUGAAUACAGUAAGCAUCUGAAUCGACAUUUGGUAAAUGUAUACUAUCUUGAGAAAGCAACAAAAGAGCAAGAUUAACCAAACACAGUUUAAUGACAAUUUAUUCCUUUUUUGUAAAAUCUUCUAGAGCUUAGGUACAGUUCUUGUAGAAUCUUUGCUUAAGCUCAGUUUGCUUUUACUAUUAAGUUGUUGGUUGGUUAUUUCCCCCGACCUUUGAACAAAAGUUGAACUAAUUAACUAUUUGUUUCUCUUUCAUUAGAGAAGGCAAAUGGGAUAUGAAAAGUUGUGGCUUGCAAAGCUGACAAAAGUCCUUGAGAUAGAUCCCUUGAAUCACUUGCAUGUUACUGUUGACUUGCAGUAGAUAUAUAUGUACAACUUCAUAGGUUUAGGAAUGGACAGCCCAGGGAAACAUUCAUGGGAGUUGCUCCUGUACAAGCUCUUUAGGAAUGAGCUGAAAAUGCUUAGAAGUUUGCAAAACCAAUGUCAUGUUCUUGCAGAGGUCUGUUUAUUUUCAUAGAGCUUGAACUGUAGAUGGUACCAGUUGAUUAAGUCCCAGGUCUGUGCCUGUACAUUUAAAAAAUCGCAAGGAGAAAGUUUAAUCUGAAAAAGUCUCCGGCAUAUUCUAUCAAUCUCUCUCCCUUAAUAAUUGGAGAAAGUAAAAUAUCACUCAGAAUUUAUUUACUUCAAUGAUCAUUUGGUCUAGAACUCCUUGAGUCCCAUUUAUGCACACUUGCUACAGUAUGGAAUUAUUUCACUGUCAUGCAGUUCUGUGCCAUUGCAAUAGGUGAGCACAAGAACUACGUGGAUAAGAACAAUUGUGUACAUCUGAUAUGUCACAUGUGUCCAUACGUUUCUGAUUAUCAGAAUACUUGCCAGUUCCUAAAUGGGGAUGUUCUAGAUAUAGAUUGUGUGGUCAGGGAAGCACCAAUUUUAAUACAUUAACAGCUUAUUCCAUGCAGAACCUCUUCAUUGAAAAGGUGAGCAUGAAUUUUGGAUACAAAAUCCUGACGCUGUUUAUCCAUGGUUAAACUCCUUGAAAAUUUGCCCAGUACACAGGCCAUCUUUGCUAACAAAGUUGUUAUAUAAAUGGAAUCUUAGAAAUAAAAAAAAAUACAUAACUUUGAUACUUCUAGUAGAAUCUUUUGAUUCUUGUUUAUCUUAAUGUGUUGGUAAGGCUUAAAAAACACAGCUGUACAAGAAACACAAUAGCUUAUUUUGUAAAAAGAGCACUUUUGGGGAAAAAUGAGGUUCACUAGCGGUAAAAAAAAAUUCAUGAACGUAUUUUUAAUUUGCAUAUACAUUUCAGGUCCCCCAAUCAUGAUCAGCAAGCCAAAAUCUUGAAGUUCUUUCCAUCUAUUGAUUGGUGAAUCCAUAAUUUGGUAAAUACUUCUUUAAAACAAGGUCAUUUCUUUUUGUGCUUUAAGAUGAGAAAAAUGUUGCACAUAAUUGUUUUAUUUUUACCUAUGCAGUUUAAGUCUUUAGGAGUUUAGUAUUUUUGUUGUAUAUGUACAUUUUAUAUAUGCAUGUUUAGUUUUGUUAAAUCAGUUUCUUCCCUUAAUGUUGACACUUUCAGAUUUGUUGCUUAUCAUGGCCAGUAUUGUCUGCUUCUUUUGACUAUAACUUUCUGAUUCUAUGUUGGUUGAUAAUCUAUAAAAUUUCUACUACUUUUAAUUAUAUCAUUUUGGACAAAUAUUUCUGUACGUUUCUGAUUUAACUGUUAAAGAGUUGCACAAAUAAGUCACGAGUUCCUACCGUAUUAGCUUCAAUUGAACUGUGCAUGAUGUCUUUAUAGGGGAUGUUCUCUAAUGAAAGUUCGGAACUUAUCCUCCUUUUAAGAAGGCUAUUUAAACUUAAAUCCAUAAUAUAUAAGUUUCCAUUUAGAAGAGCUUUCUUCAUUAGAAAAAUUAUGGAUCCAGCCCAUUGUUAUUUGUAUAUAUUCUGUUUUAAUAAUACUUCUUUUUUGCAUUAUAGAUAUUUUUGCCAUGCCCCUGCUGGGGAAAAAUUAAAAUAAAUACAAUAUAUUUGUCUGUCACCUGUUUCUUUUAGAGUGACUUAUGUGAGAUCUUUCUUGGUGAACUUAAAAGUAUUAAUAGAGGUACUUAUUUGGGUUUAAGACAUUGCUAAUUAUAAAUGAAAUAUCCACUGUAUUGCAUAAUUUACAUAAAAGUGAAUGGCUUGGAUCAUAGCUCAUGUUACUUUAUGCUUU
Molecule: messenger RNA, 5085 nt
Organism: Pseudonaja textilis
Lineage: Eukaryota; Metazoa; Chordata; Lepidosauria; Squamata; Elapidae
Source: RefSeq, a predicted model, not a curated record